CAAAUCUCACAGAUAAUCUGCAGUUGCGUACCUCGCUUCGAAAGCAAAAUGUACAUGAUACGCGGAAUAUUAUAUUUAUGUGCAAUUUUCUCGAUUACUCAUGGCGCCAAAAUUCUGGGUGUAUUUUCAUUUUGUGCCCAUAGUCAUUUCAUGGUUGGAUUCCGCUUGAUGAAAGAAUUAGCCGAUAGAGGUCAUGAAGUGACUUUGAUCAGUUCAUUUCCUCGAGAGGUACCCAUUGAAAAUCUCAGAGAGAUUUCUGUAGAAGAAAUGAAAAAACCUGUGUCAGAAUAUUUGAAUAAAUUGAGAGAAUUUGGACAACUGAACCACUGGGGCCAACUGCAAUUCAUGCUGGAAAUGGCCAGAAUUUAUACGGAGAUAGUAUUGAAGAACCAAAAUGUUCAGGCUCUUCUGAAUUCCGAUGAAAAGUUCGAUUUAGUGAUCAUGGAACACUUCUGGAAUGAAGCUUUCACAAUAUUUGCUCAUCAUUUCAAGUGCCCAUUGAUUUUCGUUGCUCCGGGACCAACUACAAUUUUCAACAGCCACCUAUUAGCUAAUCCAUCUUUUUCGUCAUACAUGCCCAAUCUCUUAACGGGCUAUGGUUCUAAAAUGAACUUCUGGGAAAGACUGUCGAAUACUUUUCUGGAUUUACUUUCAGCAGCUUUCGUUGAAUUCAGACUACUUCCAGAUCAGAAUGCUGUAUUGAAAGCUACAAUUCCCAAUGCUCCACAGCUGAGAACUAUCUUGUACAAUGCCAGUUUGAUGUUCGUUAUGUCUGAUAUCAGCAUUCAUGAUCCUAUACCUCUUCAACCAAAUAUAAAAAAUAUAGGAGGACACCACGUUGGGCCUUUGAAAGCGUUACCGAAAGACAUCAAAGAGUUCAUGGAUAAUGCCACAGAAGGUGUUGUCGUUUUCUCCUUGGGAUCCAAUUUGAAAAGCAAAGAUCUUGACCCGGAAAAGAAAAGGGCAAUAUUGCGAGUAUUUUCUAAAAUCAAGCAAAAAGUUUUGUGGAAAUUCGAAAGUGAUCUUGACGAAAAACCUAGUAAUCUAAAAAUUUACAGCUGGCUACCUCAACAAGAAGUACUGGCGCAUCCAAAUACUGUGGCUUUCAUUGGCCACGGUGGCCUCUUGGGUACUAUAGAAGCAGUCUAUUUCGGUGUGCCAAUUCUUGGGAUUCCAACAUUUUGGGAUCAAAAUAAAAAUAUUGAAGAAGUUGUGAGGAGAAAUAUGGCCAUCAAACUGAGUUUAGAGGAUCUCACCGAGGAAACGUUUGGGACCGCCUUGCAUCAAAUACUGAAUGAUAAAAAAUACAGACGGAAUGCGAAACUUCGGUCACAAAUCAUGCACGAUCGGCCGAUGCCACCUCUCGAAGAAGCAGUGUUCUGGAUAGAUUAUGUCAUACGGUAUCGUGGAGCUCCUCAUCUCAAAUCAGCUGCUUCAGAACUGGAAUGGUAUCAAAGAUACCUUAUCGAUAUCUUAUCAUUUGUUUCUCUAUGUCUGAUAGCUAUCUUCCUAGUCGUUUCCUUCGUAAUGAAGAAAAUAUUUUCAAACAGCAUGCAUCGUGUUAGCAAUUUGAAGAAAAAUAAAUAAUGUGCUUUUC
This is a messenger RNA of Leptinotarsa decemlineata (Colorado potato beetle), 1597 nucleotides long. Its product is annotated as UDP-glucosyltransferase 2. Lineage: Eukaryota; Metazoa; Arthropoda; Insecta; Coleoptera; Chrysomelidae. The record is from RefSeq and is a predicted model, not a curated record. Gene Ontology annotation, molecular function: UDP-glycosyltransferase activity.